Botrytis porri is the source of this 1623-nucleotide messenger RNA. RefSeq lists its product as uncharacterized. The transcript is spliced from 3 exons. NCBI's taxonomy places the organism in Eukaryota, Fungi, Ascomycota, Leotiomycetes, Helotiales, Sclerotiniaceae. The coding region runs from base 1 to 1623 and encodes 540 amino acids. The record is from RefSeq and is a predicted model, not a curated record.
AUGGCACCAAUGAGAGAUCAACCAGAAGAGAAUAUGAACCGACUGGUUCAAAGGAAUGUUAUGUUAGACGAUCUUCAAUUAGCAAAAAGGGUUAGAAGAGGCGAUGAUGAUGAUGGGAGUGGAGAUGGGAGAAAAGGCGAACGGGAUGAUGACUAUAGCGAUGAGCGCAGCGACGAUUAUCAAGAUACACAGGUCGAUAGUUCACAAAUGCCCACACCCGUGGUCACAAGGACUGCGUGGACCCAAAUAACAAAUACUGCUUGGACCACACAAACUGCCACUGCCUGGACCACGCAAACUGCGAUCACUACUUCAUCGAGUGUAAUGACUGUCGUCGUUGUUGCUACGCCAAGCUCCACAUCGACAUCGGCAUCUUCAACAUCGACUUCAAUAUCCAUUACGUCUGCCACAUCUUCAUUGCCAACAGGGGCUGUUGCAUUCACCAUACCAAGCUCAGAGCAACCAGGAAGGAAAGGCUUAUGUACCCUUUCUAACGGAGCUCCAUGUGAAAGUCCCACGGCUACCACAUCUACUGUCACUGCCUAUGAGGCCGUCAGUGCAAGCUCUGCGCCGACUGCGCAAGCAGAUGAAGAUGGGUCAUCUCCUUCCGACAUACCACCUCAAUUUCGCCACGGAAAUGAAGGCGAUCUUAGUCCUUUGGCGGAGAAGCUUCUAAUAAGUGCUGGAUCAAUAGCUAUAUUCGUCAUCUUUGGCGCUAUCAUAUAUCUCGUCAUCAGAAUGAAGAAGCUAAAUCGAUUGGCAAGAGGAGAAAUAUCAGAAGAGGAAGCUCGUUGGUAUGGAUGGAGAAGAAACAGAGGUGGCCCAGGUCGUCCUCCCAGUUAUGCUAGCGGCAAAGUUUCACAAAAUGGAUAUCCUAUUGAUGAAAAAUUUACUGAAAGGGAAAUGGGUGGUUUCUAUAACUCUGAAAGCAAAUCGUCACUCGAACGCCCAGGAUCAGCAACUGUAAACUUACGGGGCUUGCGUACAGAUCUCCAAAGACAAAAUUCAAUCAGGAGCAGUCAAUCAGGAUCUGGUAUGUCUGCCAGUCCAGUUGCCGGCCCAGGUCAAUCAUACGGACCUUCAAGCAAUAUGGAUUACUAUUAUUCUCAAACAGGAACUAUGAGAUCUCAGCAGUCAGGACAGUCUUCAAAUGCCUACGAUCCUUCUCAAAGGGAGGUCAAUCAUAUGAGUUACUUGUCUUCAAUAUCGUCAGGAUUUGGUGACUCACUUGUCAUGCCUGAUGAUAGUGCACCUCCUCAAAUUCCAGUCUCCAGAUUUUCUUGGACAACAGCGUCUCAAGGUGCUCCACGGAAUAGAGACACUAUAUACACAACAACGUCAGAGGAAACGGCGCCACGAUUUCGCACUGUCAAUUCAUGGGUGGCUCAACAAACAGGGCGGGUAGAAAGGAAACAACAAAGUGACAUGGAAAUACCAGCAAUGCCAGAAAUUCCUAUUUCAUAUACCCACCGAUCGCAGGUUCCUGAACCUUUGUUUACCGAGGGCCAUCAACGCAAUUUGAGUGAGAACCCAGCUUUUAGACAUCACCCCGGUGACGAAAUCGAGUUGGGAAGAGGCUCACGUGUUCCGAGUUCAAUUCUGGAUAGAAAGAUGGGGAUUUAA